This is a messenger RNA of Capsella rubella, 328 nucleotides long. Its product is annotated as CLAVATA3/ESR (CLE)-related protein 40. The transcript is spliced from 3 exons. The coding region runs from base 1 to 252 and encodes 83 amino acids. NCBI's taxonomy places the organism in Eukaryota, Viridiplantae, Streptophyta, Magnoliopsida, Brassicales, Brassicaceae. The record is from RefSeq and is a predicted model, not a curated record.
AUGGCGGCGAUGAAAUACAAAGGAAGCGUUUUUAUCAUAAUAGUCAUCUUCCUUCUUCUUCUUCUUCCUUCUACACUACUUGCUCGCUCUUCUUCUACGAAAUCCUUCUUUUGGCUAGGAGAAACACAAGAUAUGAAAGCCACGAAAAAGGGGAAGGAGAUGGAUGGAGGAAGAGGAACUGAAGUUGAAGAAAGACAAGUUCCGACUGGAUCCGACCCUCUCCAUCAUAACCACAUUCCUUUUGCUCCAUAGAGAGAUCCAUUCCAGCUUUAUAUUAUUAUAUUUCUUCUGGCUCUUACUACAUCUUCUGGCUUUCACAUUGUUGACA